GACCUGGAGGCGCUGCUGGCGCAGCUGUUCGAGCUGCUGAUGGCGCUGGUGGGGCAGCCCCGAGCAGCCCGCCUCAUGAAACCCGCACUGCCCGACAUGGCGCUUCUGGGGGUGUCGUACAUGCAGAUGACCGCCCGCCAGGCCUCUGAGUGGGCCUCCAACGCGUCUCAGUACGUGGCGGACGAGGAGGACUCCACCUUCACGGUGCGGGUCAGCGGAGAGCUGCUGCUGGACUCGGUCAUGCAGGCGUUUGGUUGCAACGCCGCGGGUGCGGUGAUGGAUGCGGUGGAGGCGCGCAUGCGGGAGGCGGCGGAGCAGCGGGCGGCGGGCAGGGUCGGCUGGUGGAAGCUGCGGGAAGCCGCACUCCUGGCCGCCGGCUGCUGCGCCGCCUCCUUCCCCGGCGGCCUGGGGGAC
Molecule: messenger RNA, 414 nt
Organism: Astrephomene gubernaculifera
Lineage: Eukaryota; Viridiplantae; Chlorophyta; Chlorophyceae; Chlamydomonadales; Astrephomenaceae
Source: the annotation of a GenBank genome assembly